Molecule: messenger RNA, 699 nt
Organism: Recurvomyces mirabilis
Lineage: Eukaryota; Fungi; Ascomycota; Dothideomycetes; Mycosphaerellales; Teratosphaeriaceae
Exons: 2
Coding region: 1-699 (232 amino acids)
Source: RefSeq, a predicted model, not a curated record
AUGUCAGGCUACGACCAAUAUAACCAGGGCGGUGGCUACGGUCAACAAGGUCAAGGCUAUGGUCAGCAUCAAGGCGGCUAUCAACAACAAGGCCAGUACGGUCAAGAACAAGGCUAUGGCGGACAACCUGCGCAGCAUCAAGGUUACGGCGCCCCUCCCGCACCUCAAUACGGCGGCGACUAUCAGCAACAAGGCUCAUACGGACCACCACAGCAAGGCGGCUUCCAGCAUGGCAAUCAAGGCUAUGGUGGCGAGCAAGCCCACUAUGGUCAGCAGCAGCAUCAGCAGGGCUAUGAACAGCAGGGUCAAGCGGGGGAGUAUGGUCAGCAGCAGCACCAGCAGGGUGGUCCUUGGGGCCAAGGUCCACCACCAUCCGGCGACCCAAACAACCCAUACGGCUACGACCGCGCCCCAGCCGAUCCCAACAACCCACAAGAAGGCGAGCGUGGUUUCGGCGGUGCCAUAGCAGGCGGCCUUGGCGGCGCCUUCCUUGGCGGUAAAGCCGGCCACGGCAUCAUCGGUGGUCUGCUUGGCGCAUUCGCAGGCAGCAAAGCCGAAGAUGCCUUCAAGGACCGCAACAAGAACAACCAGCAGCAAUCAUACGGCGGCGGCUCGCAGUACGGUGGCGGUUCGCAGUACGGCGGCUCGUCUGGCUCAGGCCAUCACCAUCACCACCACAAGCGUGAGGGCGAGUACUAG